AUGGCGGGCAUUAAUAAAGAAAGUAGAGUGUUCGUCACUGGAAUCAGCGGCCUCGUCGGCUCCCAUGUCGCCGAUCACUUGCUCCGGGCUGGGUACCGUGUCCGGGGCGCUGUGCGCAGCGAGCAAGAGGCACAGAUGGUGCAAACCAUAUUUCAGAAUCGUCAUGAGAAUGCAUCCGAACUAUUCGAGACUGUCAUUGUGGCAGAUUUGAAAUUGCCUGGGGCAUUCAAAGGCCUCCUCGAGAAUUGUGAAGGAGUUGCUCACGUCGCGAACGAUAUGAGCUUUUGCCCUGAUCCUAACGUGGUCAUUACUGGAUGUGUCAACGGUAUCAAGGCAAUCUUGAAAGAAGCCAAAUCGACACCGUCCAUAAAACGAUUUGUCUACACGUCAAGCAGUAACGCGGCUACAAGACCUUUGGUCGGCGAGGCGAGGCAUGUCGAUUCGAACACAUGGAACGAAGAUAUCUCGAAAAUUGCAUGGGCACCACCACCCUACGAGCCUGACCGAGCCUAUGCUGUCUACGCGGCAUCCAAAGUUGCCUGCGAACGUGCAGCGUGGGACUUCAUGAAAGAGCAGCGACCGAACUUCGAAUUCAGCACCGUGCUUCCAAAUUAUACAACCGGCAUCCUCUUACAGCCCCUCAGCAUUCCGGGUAUAGGUAGUACUGCGCGCUGGGUGCGCGACGUUUUCGAUCAUCCAUUUGAGGAAGAGUUCGUGACGAAGCUGCGAGACCAGGAUCCCCAAUGGCAAGUCGACGUGGAGGACAUUGCAAAGUUGCAUCUUGCAGCGCUCACGAUGGAUGAUGUUCGGAGUGAGCGCCUGUUCGGGUUCGCAUAUCGCUUCAAUUACAACAGCUUCCUCCAUGCCUUCAGGAACAUAGCACCUGGCCGACAGUUCCCUGCGGAUGAGCCUGGACAGCAGCAGCCAAGUACGACAAUUGAGACCCAGCGAUCGGUCGAGCUUUUAAAGAGAUUUGGAGCAGACGGCUGGGUGCCAUUCGAGGAAAGCGUCCGACGAUCUUGCUUGAACAACUACGGAGAUGGGUUCGGCGUCUACGAUGGAAACACUGGGCAUGUAUAA
Messenger RNA from Parastagonospora nodorum SN15, 1080 nucleotides. RefSeq lists its product as hypothetical. The record is from RefSeq and is a predicted model, not a curated record. Gene Ontology annotation, molecular function: oxidoreductase activity, acting on the CH-OH group of donors, NAD or NADP as acceptor. Bases 1 to 1080 code for a protein of 359 amino acids. The transcript has a single exon. NCBI's taxonomy places the organism in Eukaryota, Fungi, Ascomycota, Dothideomycetes, Pleosporales, Phaeosphaeriaceae.